AUGUCUCGUCACCGCAUGUACCAGAACUACGAUUACGAAAAUGACCUGGACGAAUUUGACGGGAACGAGCUCGCGGAAGAGGAGGAGGAGGAGCUGAGCCCCGAGGACAAGGCCCAGAUGACUGCUGCCACAGCUGAAGUGAAGAGCAUGCUGGGCCCCCAGGCCAGCAAGGUCACAACACAGCAGAUUCAAGAGUCCCUAUGGCAUUACUACUACGACGUCGACAAGACCAUCGCCUACCUCAUUAGCAAGUACGUCGAUCCAACACCGAAGCCAGCGGCCAAGACAAAGGCUCCCAAGGCCGCGCCACCACCAUCUGACGGUGCCUCCGAAGCAGAUCCCUGGAGAGUAUGCGCGACCACUACCAGGCAAAGAUCCUCGUGUGCAAGCUUCUUUGCCGACAUGCCCUGGUUGAAUAUCCCGGAGGACCGCAGGACCGUCUUCACCAAGCCACCACGUCUACGCGGUGGUGGUCUCCUGGGUGGAUCUUCAGAACCACCAAAAAUGUCCAAGCUACAGGCCCUCGCCGCGGCCAGGAAAAAGAAGCGGGAGGAGAAGCAGCCAGAGACAGCGCAGGACGCCACAGCCAAGAAGGAGGCGCCCGAGACGGAUACUUUGCGAAACAAGAUCUCUCAGAUGAAGAUUUCCCAGAAGGAGGCACCUCAAGUUCCAUCAUCAGCUGUCCCUCUUACUCCAUCGGACUCUCUAUCUGGGCCAGGGCCCGCUCUCGACGGAACUAUCGAACCUCAGGAUCCCGUUCCAAUCGUGGAAAAGGCGCAGCCUUCAACAUUUGCGCAAGCUCUCUUCAAGUCUGCUUCGGAGACGCCACAACCCCAACAACAACUUUAUGCGCCACCUUGGUUGACCUUCACUACCGAUGAGGCCCUGGUCGAGGCCUUUUCCAAGCCGUCUCCUGACGAUGUUGUGCAGGCGGCCCAGUCGCAAGGGAAGAAGUUCACGUCUAAUGCGCCAAACGCAAAGAACAAAGACGCGGCGGAGACUGCAAAGAGCUUGAAAGAACUAAAAAUUGCUGAGACACCACUGCCAAAAAGCAAGAAUCUGAACGUACUAAAAGAGUACGAGAAGAGCAAUCGGAAGAAGAGCGCCAGCUUCGUGGUUGUGGGCCACGUUGAUUCCGGGAAAAGUACUAUGACUGGUCGGUUACUUCUUGACCUAGGCGAGGUCGACCAGCGGACGGUAGACAAGUAUCGGAAAGAGGCCGAGAAAGAAGGGAAAUCCUCCUUUGCGCUCGCUUGGGUGCUGGACACGCGGACAGAGGAGAGGUCUAGAGGAGUCACUAUCGACAUCGCCACCAAGAAUUUCGAGACCGAAUCGACGCUGUUCACGAUAGUUGAUUCGCCUGGCCACAAAGAUUAUGUGCCCAACAUGAUCGCUGGAGCGAGUCAGGCAGAUUUUGCUGUCUUGGUUGUCGAUGCAGCCAAGGGCGCAUUCGAGGCAGGCCUCAAGGGUCAGACAAGAGAACACGCUCUGCUGCUACGGAGUAUGGGAGUGUUCCGGCUGAUUGUUGCUGUCAACAAACUUGACACAUCGCAAUGGGAUCAGGACCGAUUCGACGAGAUCAAGGACCAGAUCAUGGGAUCCCUGAGGGCUCUGAAAUUCCCAGAAAAGAACAUCAGCUUUGUACCCGUCUCUGGUCUUAACGGGGACAAUAUUAUCACGCGCUCCAAAAAUCCGGCCGCAUCGUGGUACACGGGCCCGACACUCAUAGAAGAGCUCGAGGCAUCGGAACCUGCGGCUCGACCACUUGACAAGCCCCUUCGGAUGACCAUCUCGGAUCUUUGGGAUACCCGUCUCAGCCCCAUCACCGUAUCUGGACGAUUAGAGGCUGGAUCUCUUCAAGUCGGCGACGCCCUUCUUGUGCAACCGAGCGGCGAGAAGGCUUAUGUGAAAGCACUUGAGCUGAAUGGCGAACCAGUUGACUGGGCCGUUGCGGGCCAGCACAUCGUUAUUUACCUAUCGCAUGUCGAAGAGGAACACAUUCGCAUCGGAGAUGUCAUCUGUCCUCCCUCGGCAGCGGUACCAUGCGUCGAUACGUUCAUCAUGAAGGCGCUGGCCUUCGACACCUUCUUCCCCAUGCCAGUCGACAUUCACAAGGGUAGGCUGCACGUGCCAGGGAAGAUCUACCAACUGCGAGCUGUGCUUGACAUCCACACCGGUGCUAUCAUGAAAAAGACGCCGCAGAUCGUAAAGGCUGGCAGCGUGGCGCGGAUCAGGAUGAAGACGGAUGAGAAGGUCCCAUUGGAGAAGGGCGAGAGGGUGGUAAUCAGAUACAACGGAGACACGGUGGCGGCUGGUCUGCUGGAAGAGACCCAAUGA
Diaporthe amygdali is the source of this 2337-nucleotide messenger RNA. Its product is annotated as elongation factor Tu GTP binding domain-containing protein. The record is from RefSeq and is a predicted model, not a curated record. Gene Ontology annotation, molecular function: GTP binding; GTPase activity. The coding region runs from base 1 to 2337 and encodes 778 amino acids. Gene Ontology annotation, biological process: translation. NCBI's taxonomy places the organism in Eukaryota, Fungi, Ascomycota, Sordariomycetes, Diaporthales, Diaporthaceae. The transcript has 3 exons.